AUGUCGAACUAUUACCAGCCCCAACAAUCCUACGGCCCCGGCCCGGGCGCGGGCGGUGCCCAGAACCUCCAAUUCUACCCCUCCUCCUACUCCCCAGCCGGCGCCGUCUCGGGCCACGCAACCCCACAACAGGCCUCAUACGGCUACGGAGCUCAAGCACCCGCCGCGGGCGGUUUCGGCGGCGCGGGCGCCUUUGGCGCGCCUCCGGGUGGUGUGUCGGGUCGCAUGGGCGAGCAGGGCGGCCUGCGCACGGGUUGGUUGGCGGCCUUCUCGACGGAGGGGUACGACGGCGAGCCGCCCUUGCUCGAGGAGCUGGGCGUUAACUUUGGACAUAUCCAGGCAAAGACUUUAGCCGUACUUAACCCCUUCCGCCGCAUCGACCAACACUUGAUGGACGACGCAGACCUCUUUGGUCCCUUGCUCUUCGUUCUCUCUUACGGCACCUUUCUCCUCCUCUCCGGCAAAAUCCACUUUGGCUACAUUUACGGCCUCGCCCUCCUCGGCAGCACCUCCCUCCACAUAAUCCUCUCCCUCAUGACCCCAACCGACGCCCACCCCUCAACAACCCCCUCCGCGCCCCAGUACGGCGGUCCUGUCGGCGUCGGCGGCGGCGGCUACCCCGGCGCCCCAGAUUCCCACGACCACCCUGCCUCCCGCACCGCCGCAGGCCACUUCUCCUCCACCCUGACCUUUACGCGCUCGAGCUCCGUCCUGGGCUACUGCCUCCUCCCCCUCGUCGCCACCAGCGUCUUUGGCAUCUUCAUGCCCAUGGACACACCGCUCGGCAUCGUCUUCACCACCAUGGCCAUCCUCUGGUGCACCUACUCCGCCUCGGGCAUGUUCUGCGCCGUCGGACGGAUGAGGGGCAUGCGCGGUCUCGUGGCGUACCCGCUCGCGCUCUUCUACGUCGGGUUCGGCAUCAUGGGUAUCUUUAGCUCCAGAGGCAGCGGCGGGUCCCUGGCCAAGGCUGCGGCUGGGUUGAAGGGUUGA
Messenger RNA from Colletotrichum orchidophilum, 990 nucleotides. Its product is annotated as Yip1 domain-containing protein. The transcript has 3 exons. Gene Ontology annotation, biological process: endoplasmic reticulum to Golgi vesicle-mediated transport; vesicle fusion with Golgi apparatus. The coding region runs from base 1 to 990 and encodes 329 amino acids. The record is from RefSeq and is a predicted model, not a curated record. Gene Ontology annotation, cellular component: trans-Golgi network. Lineage: Eukaryota; Fungi; Ascomycota; Sordariomycetes; Glomerellales; Glomerellaceae.